AAUUUGGAGUCACGUUGAGGUCCCCGCGGCGUGAAUAUAGGAAAUCAAAGUGAUUGUCAUAAUCUAUGUGCGUGUUGUUUUGGAGUUAACAAAAAAUGGAGGUUCAGCAAUGGUGGAGGCUCAGAUUCUCCUUCAGGAAUGCAACCAUGUUUGUGUGUUUCCUCAACAUAAUCACUGUAAUCUUCUUGCUUCAUGCCUUUCUCACUUCUGCCUACACCCGCAACAAAUUCUCCAACGCUAACUCAAACUCAGAACUCAGUUACAUUAAGGAAUCUGAAGAGAUUCGUCUUGCCAUGUUACCAGUGGAGCUGAUAAAAAGGGUGAGGGAGAUUGAGCAGGAAGUAUACACCGAACCAGAAACAGCCCAGAAGAAGGACACAAAGCAGACUGCUGCUGUUGAUCUGUCCAAAAGGUUAAAGGAUUUCCGUACCUUGAAUGAUGCUGCCAGCUUGAAAGCUUUGGAGGAAUGGCGUAAAAGGAAGAUGGAGAGGGCCAGACAAAGAGAAUUGGAGAAAAAUGGAACAACUUCCUCUCAAGCUUGACUAAUAUGUUCUCUGAUAUCAAGCGAAUGUUAACAUACUGAUUUAUAUACUUAGUGGGACAAAUAGUGAAUAUUGUAUAGCAUCUUUCAGAUUUCCGUAGUUGGUUCAUGUUAUAAAAGCAAUUUUCUUAUAUACAGAAUUCAGUUGUGAUUGAUACCAUUACUCAUCUUCUACUUUUAUAUUUUACACAAUAGAAUAAAUGACUUCU
Abrus precatorius (Indian licorice) is the source of this 750-nucleotide messenger RNA. RefSeq lists its product as uncharacterized. The transcript is spliced from 4 exons. Bases 96 to 542 code for a protein of 148 amino acids. The record is from RefSeq and is a predicted model, not a curated record. Lineage: Eukaryota; Viridiplantae; Streptophyta; Magnoliopsida; Fabales; Fabaceae.